CUCUCUCAUCUCACUCUCUUUCUCUCUCUACAUUUUGAUUCCUCUCUGAGUUCUAAUUCCAAUUGCAGCUACACAGAGGCCUGGAUUCAAAGACACCCACAUGAAGAAGUUUAUAUUGAAGUUGGAAUUGAAUGAUGAUAAAGACAAGAGAAAGGCUAUGAAGACUGUAGCAGCAUUUGCAGGGAUUGAUUCAAUCACCAUAAACAUGAAAGAGAAUAACAUGACAAUUGUUGGAGCCGUUGAUCCAAUAAGCGCUGUCAGCAAGCUCCGAAAACUCUGGCCAACGUAUUUAGUAUCAGUAGGGCCCGCUAAAGAGCCUGAAAAGAAAGAGGAGCCCAAGAAAGAAGAACCGAAGAAAGAGGAGCCCAAGAAAGAGGAAACCAAAGAAGAACCCAAGAAAGACGAGCCUAAAACAAAAGAACCCGCAAAAGAAGAAGCCCCGAAGGAAGAAGCCACGAAGGAAGAAGCCAAGAAAGACGAGCCUAAAGAAGAGGGAGAAAAGAAGAGUGCUCCACAACCACAACCACAACCUCAACCACAAGAGCAGGUUGUCGGGAUGCUUAUGCCCUACAAAUUACCAUAUUACCCUCCAAUGCAUAGCUACUAUAACUAUCAACCACCCCAUCACCAAAGCAUAGAGGAGAACCCAAAUGCUUGUGUUAUUUGUUGAAAUAAUUUGUGAUUAAGAAUAUAUAUUUCUAAGGGUCUUUUCCCAAAUCUUUUGGAUGGUUGUCAAUAUGCAUUAUCUUGAUGAGGCAAAGAUGCCCACAAAAGGUGAGAAUGCCUUUUUGUAUAAAAGUGAUAUGCUUUUAUUAGAGUUUUGAUAAAGGUGUAAGCACAAUAAUAAGAAAUUUUGUACGCAUUUCAAUGA
Messenger RNA from Cynara cardunculus var. scolymus (artichoke), 871 nucleotides. Its product is annotated as heavy metal-associated isoprenylated plant protein 39-like. Gene Ontology annotation, molecular function: metal ion binding. The record is from RefSeq and is a predicted model, not a curated record. Lineage: Eukaryota; Viridiplantae; Streptophyta; Magnoliopsida; Asterales; Asteraceae. Bases 101 to 670 code for a protein of 189 amino acids. The transcript has 3 exons.